Scomber scombrus (Atlantic mackerel) is the source of this 2951-nucleotide messenger RNA. RefSeq names its product indian hedgehog B protein-like. Gene Ontology annotation, molecular function: calcium ion binding; patched binding. The transcript is spliced from 3 exons. Lineage: Eukaryota; Metazoa; Chordata; Actinopteri; Scombriformes; Scombridae. Bases 595 to 1872 code for a protein of 425 amino acids. Gene Ontology annotation, biological process: smoothened signaling pathway; protein autoprocessing; multicellular organism development. The record is from RefSeq and is a predicted model, not a curated record.
AGGAGAGGACGGAGCGGAGGGCAGGUCCAGCAGGGCGCGGUCUCCUUCUUCUUCUUCUUCUCAUCUUGUAUACUGUAGUAGGAUCUCUUCCAUUUCCAUUUCUGCCAACAGCCCUGCUGCGCCACAGGGACGCAUUGAGAACAAACCCGAGAGGCAGAAACCGCUGCGGGGACACCCUUUGACCGCCGUGCCCAAAAGGCGCAGCCAGCCUACGCUCUGUCUGAAGCCCGUUUCUCACAGCUCCGACACAGAGAGGCAGCUUUGAACCUGCCUGCCAAGAUAAACUCACCUCGCCUAUUUAUGCCCCUGCCUCUGUGUGUGCACUCGGGACAGGAGACAGGAGAGUGUCAGCCGGUCUCAGAGAGGUUCAGGUUCGGCUCGUUCCAGCUUCUUCGUCUCCAAAAAAAAAACAAAAAAACGGCGCAUUUUGGCCACUUUUACGCACGGGGAAUGGCGACUUUUUGGGGACUCUUGGAUGAGUCCUGCUCCGUUACCUCCACUCUAAAAUUAUAAAGGGAGGAGGCACAUUGAAGAUAUACAGUGGUGACAUUUUUGGCCACCCGCCCGGGGGUUACACACCGGCCCCGGGGUGGAAUGCGGCUCCCGGCUCUGGUGACGUGCCUCGCCGGGUGCGCCUUUCUCCUCUCCCCGGUGAGCGAGGGCUGCGGGCCGGGUAGAGGAUAUGGCAAGAGGCGGUCACCGAGGAAGCUGGCACCACUCGCCUACAAGCAGUUCAGCCCCAACGUGGCCGAGAAGACUUUAGGAGCCAGCGGGAGAUACGAAGGGAAAAUAACCCGGAACUCUGAGCGCUUCAAGGAGCUCACCCCAAACUACAACCCCGACAUCAUCUUCAAGGAUGAGGAGAACACAGGUGCAGACCGCAUGAUGACACAGCGCUGCAAAGACAAGCUGAACUCUCUGGCCAUCUCGGUGAUGAACCUGUGGCCCGGGGUCCGACUGCGGGUCACGGAGGGCUGGGACGAGGACGGCCACCACUCGGAGGAGUCGCUGCACUACGAGGGCCGAGCGGUGGACAUCACCACGUCGGACCGGGACAGGAACAAGUACGCCAUGCUGGCUCGGCUGGCGGUGGAAGCCGGGUUCGACUGGGUUUACUACGAGUCCAAAGCUCACAUCCACUGCAGCGUCAAGUCAGAUCACUCAGUGGCGGCAAAGUCAGGAGGUUGUUUCCCCGGCGACGCGUCGGUCAGCCUGCCGGACGGCCAUCGGAAGCUCGUCCGCGACCUCCGACCCGGCGAGCGCGUCCUGACGUCGUCUGGCGGCGACGGCGGCGGCACGCUCGUCUACAGCGAGGUCAUCACCUUCCUGGACCGCGAUCCUUCGACCCUAACCCUCUUCUACACCCUCCACACUGAAUCCGGCGCCGUCCUCUCGCUGACCGCCGCCCACCUCCUGUUCGCGUCCGAGGGGAACUGCUCGGAGGGGGCGGUGCCGGCCCGCGGCGCCCUGAGGACUGUGUACGCCAGCGACGCCCGGCCGGGUCAGUGUGUGCUGGUGGUGGAGGGCGAAGGGGGGCGGAGCCACGGCGAGGGGCGGAGCCACAGCGAGGGGCGGCUCUCUCACAUCACCCGGGUAACGGCGAGGCAGAGCAGGGGCGCGUUUGCACCUUUAACGGAGCGGGGGACGCUGGUGGUGGACGGCGUGGUGGCGUCCUGCUACGCGGUGGUGGACCAGCACUCCUUGGCUCACUGGGCGCUGUCUCCGCUCAGGGUGCUGCACAGCUGGACCGGCGCCGCCACGCACCCGGGGGACGGCGUCCACUGGUACUCGCGGCUUUUACACUGGCUGGGGGGGCUGUUGCUGGAGUCGGGACGCCUCCACCCGCUGGGCGUUGCUCAGGGCGACAGGUGAGAGACGGAGAGACUCACCCCCUCUCACCUUGUGACGAUGUGGGAUGUAAACCCCCCCCCCCUCCCCCCCACCCCGAAUUUGGGUUGCUGCUAAGGCCUCAUGGGAGUUUUUUUAACUGGAAAAAAAAGGGAAGAAGAAGAAGAAGCUGUGAACUGACACAGACGAAUCCUCCCGAAACACAAAGCUGAGCACAAAGAGACUUUUUUUAUAAACACGUGUAUCCUUAAAACAUUAUGAAACAAAAACCCCUUAAAAUAUCCAUUAAUUACUCCUAAAAACACCUUAAUCUUAUAUCAAGGUGUUUAAUUAACUUAAUUACGUCCUCAUUCUAAGAAAAAAACACCCUUAAUUUUCCCCUUAAUUGACACACAAAUGAAGUUUAAGGUUAAAUUAUUUAACAUUUUUAAGGGAUUCUUAUUCAGUAUUAAGGUGUUUAACAUGUUGACUCAUGUUUGGUGUUAAUUAGAAGAUAAAUAAUCAUAUUAUAAGCAAUUUAGGGGUUUUUAAUGGGUUUUCUUCAUUGCUUUAAGGUGGUUAAAUAAAACACUUAAUAAAAUAACAUGAAAGCAAUCAGUGAAAUUUCACCAUAAGCAAAAUAAUUAAGGCACUUUUUAAGUAUAAAAUAAAGGAUUGCUUUCAUGUUAUUUAGUCAGAAAAGCCUCGAAACUGUGCAGAUAAUCCGUUAAUUUCCCUUUAAAACACCUGAAUACUGAAUAACUUAUUUAAUUUAAUAAAUAUCAUUAUUUUGCAACUUUUCGAAUACUUAAAAUGUGUAAAUUAAGGGGAAAUAACUUCUAAAUCACAACACAUUAAUUUAUCUAUAAUUAUAACAUAAACACUAUUAAAAUGAUAAAUUAAUGGUAUUUUAAGGGAUUGUGUGUCAUAGUGCAGCAGGUGCCUGAGUUGUAUAUUGUGUAACUUUUACUGCUUUAAUACAGAAAAAUCUUUUAGGACGAAUGAUAGCGUUUAUAUUUAAGUGUUGUUUGUUUACAGAAAUCCAAAUAAUAAUAUCUAUGAAGUUAUUGUGGGUGAAGAGAUAUGAAAAGAUCUAUUUUUUAAAUUAAAUUAUACAGAAAUGA